Messenger RNA from Nematolebias whitei (Rio pearlfish), 5913 nucleotides. It is a transcript of the gene top2b, whose product is annotated as DNA topoisomerase II beta. The coding region runs from base 467 to 5257 and encodes 1596 amino acids. Lineage: Eukaryota; Metazoa; Chordata; Actinopteri; Cyprinodontiformes; Rivulidae. Gene Ontology annotation, molecular function: DNA topoisomerase type II (double strand cut, ATP-hydrolyzing) activity; DNA binding; ATP binding. The record is from RefSeq and is a predicted model, not a curated record. The transcript is spliced from 36 exons. Gene Ontology annotation, cellular component: nucleus. Gene Ontology annotation, biological process: sister chromatid segregation; DNA topological change; resolution of meiotic recombination intermediates.
GUGCUUGGUUCACGAGACGAAUCGCUGUCUAUCUUGUAGAUGGCGGAGCCGGAUUUAGGACGCUGCUAGCAAUAUUCGUUUUUGUUCCUGAAUAAUAAAUAUUUAAAUAGUUCCCUCUCAGAGCGUGUCACUUGAGCAAGUAUUUUAUUCAACACUGUUUCCUUGUGAGAUUGUUAAAGUGUCGAGCGCGUUCGUUUUGUAUAGUAUUUAUUUUUAACAGGCGACCCGGUUAGCAUCUUUGUUAAGUUUAGGCCCGCGACGCGACCGUUUGUCGAUUUUAACAAUAGCGUCGUUUUUCUUGGUUUGAUCAACCCCAAGGUUUAUUUCCAAGGCAAAGCAGGAAGGACUAUGGACGAUAAACAGGUUUUCGUACUUUUCAGCGAGUAAAGCGUUUGUGAUGUUGGUGGACGUUUAAUCUAGCUGGACGUGAAGACAUUUGGAGACAAAUUAAAGACCACAAAGGAAUAUGUCUAACGGCGCUGCAGGAAACGGAGGGCUCUCCUGGAUGGAGGCUGCCAAUGACCGAGGUGACGUUGGAAAGAUGGAAGGUACCAAGAAAGACAAGGCUGGCUCCAAGUUAUCUGUGGAGCGAGUGUAUCAGAAGAAGACCCAGUUGGAGCACAUCCUCCUGCGUCCAGACUCGUACAUCGGCUCGGUGGAGCCCCUGACUCAGCAAAUGUGGGUGUUUGAUGAGGACGUUGGGAUGAAUCAGAGGGAAAUCACCUAUGUUCCAGGGCUGUACAAAAUCUUUGAUGAAAUUCUUGUCAAUGCAGCAGACAACAAACAAAGGGACAAGAACAUGACAGCCAUCAAGAUCACCAUUGACCCAGAAUCAAACACCAUCACCAUCUGGAACAAUGGGAAAGGGAUUCCUGUGGUGGAGCACAAGGAAGAGAAAAUGUACGUUCCAGCUCUUAUUUUUGGCACUCUGCUCACCUCCAGUAACUACAAUGAUAAUGAGAAGAAAGUCACAGGUGGAAGGAAUGGGUAUGGUGCCAAACUCUGCAACAUCUUCAGUCUGAAGUUCACCGUGGAAACAGCCUGCAAAGAGUACAGACACAGUUUUAAACAGACCUGGCAGAAUAACAUGAUGAAGACAGCUGAUCCCAAAGUCAAGUUCUUUGACGGAGAAGACUUCACCUGCGUGACAUUCCAGCCCGACCUGUCCAAGUUCAAAAUGGAGAAACUGGACAGGGACAUUGUAGCACUUCUCACCCGCAGAGCCUAUGAUGUAGCGGGCUCCUGCAAAGGAGUUAAAGUCUCUCUGAACAGCAAAAAGUUACCUGUGACCGGGUUCCGCAGCUAUGUGGAUUUGUACGUGAAGGACAAACUGGAUGAGACGGGCGUCCCCCUAAAGGUGGUCCAUGAGAUGGUGAAUGAGCGGUGGGAUGUCUGCCUCACCAUGAGUGAGAAAGGCUUCCAACAGAUCAGCUUUGUCAACAGCAUUGCCACCACAAAGGGUGGCAGACACAUCGACUAUGUUGUGGACCAGAUUGUGACCAAACUUAUUGAAGUGGUGAAAAAGAAGAACAAAGCAGGCGUGUCAGUCAAACCCUUUCAGGUGAAGAAUCACAUCUGGGUUUUUGUGAAUUCACUGAUUGAGAACCCAACCUUUGACUCCCAGACCAAGGAGAACAUGACUCUGCAGAUGAAGAGCUUUGGGUCCAAGUGCCUUCUGUCAGAGAAGUUUGUUAGAGCUGCAACAAACUGUGGCAUCGUGGAGAGUAUCCUGAACUGGGUGAAGUUCAAAGCUCAGACACAACUGAACAAGAAGUGCUCGUCCGUGAAACACAGCAAGAUCAAAGGCAUUCCUAAGCUAGAUGACGCCAAUGAUGCUGGUGGCAAACACUCGUCUGAAUGCACUCUGAUCCUGACGGAGGGAGACUCGGCCAAAUCUCUGGCUGUCUCUGGUCUGGGGGUCAUCGGUCGGGACCGCUAUGGAGUGUUCCCGCUGAGGGGCAAGAUCCUGAAUGUACGAGAAGCAUCACAUAAACAGAUCAUGGAGAAUGCAGAGAUAAACAACAUCAUUAAAAUUGUCGGCCUGCAGUACAAGAAGAGCUACGAUGACGCAGAGUCUCUGAGGAGCCUUCGUUAUGGCCGGAUCAUGAUCAUGACCGAUCAGGAUCAAGAUGGCUCCCACAUCAAAGGUCUGCUCAUCAACUUCUUCCACCACAACUGGCCCUCCUUGCUCAAACACACAUUCCUGGAGCAAUUUAUCACACCUAUUGUGAAGGCCACAAAGAACAAACAGGAGCUGUCCUUCUACAGCCUUCCAGAGUUUGAAGAAUGGAAGAAACAGACAGACAACUUUAAAACCUGGCAUAUAAAAUACUACAAAGGUUUGGGUACGAGCACAAGCAAAGAGGCAAAGGAGUACUUUGCUGAUAUGGAAAGGCACCGAAUCACAUUCAAGUACAACGGUGCUGAGGACGACGCUGCCAUCACUCUGGCUUUCAGUAAAAAGAAGAUCGAUGACAGGAAGGAGUGGCUCACUAACUUCAUGGAGGACAGACGUCAGAGGAGGAUGCAUGGGCUGCCAGAGAAAUACCUUUAUGGAACUCAGGCCAAGCACCUCUCAUACAAUGACUUCAUCAACAAAGAGCUAAUCCUGUUCUCCAACUCCGACAACGAGAGGUCCAUCCCAUCCUUAGUCGAUGGCCUAAAGCCAGGUCAGAGGAAGGUGUUGUUUACCUGCCUGAAGAGGAAUGACAAGAGAGAGGUGAAGGUUGCACAGCUGGCUGGUUCCGUUGCUGAAAUGUCUGCCUAUCAUCACGGAGAGCAAGCUCUCAUGAUGACCAUCGUGAACUUGGCCCAGAGCUUUGUGGGGAGCAACAACGUGAACAUCCUGCAACCCCUGGGACAGUUCGGUACUCGCAUCAACGGAGGCAAAGAUGCUGCUAGUCCUCGUUACAUCUUCACCAUGCUCAGUCCUCUUGCCAAGCUGUUGUUCCCAGCAGUGGACUCCAAUCUGCUCAAGUUCCUGUAUGACGACAACCAGAAGGUGGAGCCAGAGUGGUUCAUUCCCAUAAUCCCAAUGGUUCUGGUGAACGGCGCCGAGGGCAUCGGGACGGGCUGGGCCUGUAAGAUCCCAAACUACGACCCGAGAGAGAUUGUAAACAACAUCAACAGGAUGCUCAACCACCAGGACCCUUUGCCAAUGCUUCCCAACUACAAAAACUUCAAAGGGGUGAUCCAUGAGCUGGGACACAACCAGUACCUGGUCAGUGGAGAGGUAUCAGUCCUGGAUAAGAACACCGUUGAGAUCACAGAGCUUCCUGUCCGGACCUGGACACAGGCCUACAAGGAGUCAGUUCUGGAGCCCAUGCUGCUGGGCUCUGAUAAAACCCCAGCUCUCAUCAAUGAUUAUAAGGAGUACCACACUGACGCAACAGUUAAGUUUGUGGUCCGCAUGUCAGAGGAGAAGCUGGCUCAAGCUGAGGCGGUCGGCCUCCACAAAAUCUUCAAACUGCAGUCCAGUCUUACCUGCAACUCAAUGGUGCUGUUUGAUCAUAUGGGUUGUUUGAAGAGGUACGAUUCGGUCCAAGACAUCCUGAAGGAGUUCUUUGAACUUCGCCUGCAUUACUACAAACUGAGAAAGGACUGGCUGCUGGGGAGUCUGGGCUCAGAGGCCGCCAAACUGUCCAACCAGGCUCGCUUCGUGCUGGAAAAGAUUGAAGGAAAAAUAUCCAUUGAGAACAAAUCCAAGCGUGAACUCAUUCGCAUGCUGGUGCAGAAAGGCUUUGAGUCAGAUCCUGUUGCUGCCUGGACCAAGGCUCAGGAGAAGACCCUGGAGGAAGACUACCCUGAUGGAAAUGAAAGCGACAGUUCUGUGGACUUUGGCUCCUCUUCAGGUCCAAACUUCAACUACAUCCUCAACAUGCCUCUGUGGUGUCUGACUAAAGAAAAGGUAGAAGAGCUGCUCAAACAGAGGGAUCAAAAGAGGACUGAACUCCACGGUCUACAGAGAAAAUCCCCAGAGGAUCUGUGGAAGGAGGACUUAGCCGUCUUCAUUGAAGAGCUCGAUAAUGUGGAGGCCCAGGAGAAAGAAGAGCUAAAUUUAGGAAAGGCCGUCAAAUUGGUGAAGGGUAAAGUCGGUAAACCUAAAGUGAAGAAGAUGAACCUGGAGGAGACCUUGCCUUCACCAUUUGGCCGCCGGGUGGAUCCUCCAACGCAACCAAUCAAAUCUGAUGCAGCUAAAAAACUGACCAAAAAAAAGAAGGGCGACUCGAACUUAGCUGUAAAGCUGGAAUUUGAAGAUAACGGUGUGGGUGGGGAGGGAACAACUGGAGAAAACUCUGUAUCCAAACCUAAAGCUCCACGGGUGAAGAAAGAGAAGAAGGAGCCUGGAGCUCCCAGGAUAAGAAAACCUCCUGCACCCAAAGGUGCUUCAGUUAAGAAGGUGAAGAAGAGAAAUCCCUGGUCUGAUGAUGAGUCCAAGUCAGACAACGACCUGGAGGAGAACGAACCCAUCAUUCCCAGAGAAACCAAGUCUCAGAGGGCUUCAGCCUCCAAGCCAAAAUACACGUUUGACUUCUCAGAGGAGGAAGAGGAAGAGGAGGAGGCAGAUGAAGAGGAAAAUGGUGACGACGAAGCGGCCUCCUCCCUGGCGAGGUUUGUCAAAGAUGACUUUGGCUGCUCCGACUCAAAGGACCGCUUCAGUGACCAAAACGAUGAAGACGACGAUGAAGACUCCUACUCGCCUCUAAAACAGAAGCCCACGCUUGCUCCUGCAGCUCAAAAAAAGGUGACCAGCAUCUUCUCAUCAAAGUCAGUCUUUUCUAAGAAGAGCAACAACAGUGAGGGGUCCAGGUCCGACAGCGAUGACAACAGUCCUGCGUUCUCCACUUACUCCAGCAGCUCAGUGUUUGAUGCAGCAAAGAAAGCUAAGAAGUCCUCAGAUGCAGCUCCCAAACCUAAAAAAACACCAGCACCAAAAGCAAAGAGACCAGAUAAAUCCAUCUGGGAUUCUGAGUCUGACACAGAGUCCAAGAAAACUGCACCAGCCCUCAAAGGUAAAGGCCGGGGCAGAAAGAGGAAGGAUUCUGGAUCUGAAGAUGAGUACAGUCCAGUGAAGAAGUCUGCGAAACCUGCUGGCAGAAAGUCUCAGAAACCUCCAUCUGAUGAUGAGGACGACCACAGCCUGAGUGCUGUCAAGGCUCAGUCUUGGGAUCGACCGGGCCGCGCCAGGAAGGAAGUGAAGUACUUCCACAAGUCUGAUAAUGAGGAAGAGGAGGAGGAAGAUGAUAUGUUUGAUUAGAGUCACAUUAGAGCCCCUCUGCUUGUCUGGAGGAUUCCACCUCAUUGUUCCCACAAGAUUUUGUACUUUUCCUGCUUUCUUUCCAUUAUUGGUGAUUAAUGUAUUUUUUAAUGUGUAGUUGUUUUACACUUUGUAUUAAUAUACAUAUACUGGCUUGUUUUUUUACUCUCAUUGAAAUGUUGUGUGUUUGUCUGAAGCAGCUUUUAGACACGUAGAGCACUGUUCUUUAGCACAUUUUACUUGUUCAGAUGCUAAUGUAACUUUUUAAACAAAGCUGAAAGUAAAGAAUGAAAUGUCCUUAGGUCUGCUGCUGUUUCUUCAUCAACACCAACUGAUGUUACACACACGUUUGUUUCAGAACAGAUCAGAACCAGAACUGAUGGGACAUGAAGAUAGAAAACUAAUAGCUGUUUGCCACUGUCUCAACUCUCAUCAGAUCCGCACCACAAUGCACUACUUAAGGGCCUUCCUACUGUCAGUAUCCACCCCCACUAAGCCCAGUUUAUGGGACCACCUUGUUUAUGGUUCCAAGUAAACUGCUUCGAGGUGAUGAUUUUGAUGCAAGUAGACAGCAGCUGUUGAUUGGCCAGCAGCAACGUCGCUGGAUGACUUGCCCAGCAAACUACAUCUGAAGCUGCAACAAAGUUCAUGAUAGA